Molecule: messenger RNA, 1549 nt
Organism: Punica granatum (pomegranate)
Lineage: Eukaryota; Viridiplantae; Streptophyta; Magnoliopsida; Myrtales; Lythraceae
Source: RefSeq, a predicted model, not a curated record
CUCCAUUUUCUUCGUAACUUCCAAUUUCGUUCUCUCUUCCUCUCUAUCUCAGAAAAAUGGCAAAAGGAACUUCUUCCAUGAGUUUGAGUUCUCUUCCUCUAACCCUAAUCUGCAUUGCCUACUUCUUGUUCUCCCCUCCAUCCGCAACAGUCACAGCCCAGUACGACGUCGUGUCACUCGGGGCCAAAGCCGAUGGUGAGUCGGACUCGAGCAAGGCCUUCCUUAGUGCCUGGUCCUCAGCCUGCGCCUCCUCCAGCCCUGCCACCAUCAAUGUCCCAGCCGGCAGCUUCUACAUCAAGAGCGCCACUUUUGACGGCCCUUGCAGGAGCACCGUCACAUUCAAGAUUGCCGGGACGCUCGUGGCGCCCUCCGACUACAGCGUGAUCGGGAGUACAGAUAAUUGGAUCAUCUUCCACCAAGUCAACGGACUGAAUGUUGUCGGAGGGGUCCUCGACGGGCAGGGCUCAGGCUUGUGGGCCUGCAAGGCCUCCGGGAAGGGCUGCCCUCAAGGUGCCACGAAUCUGGAGUUCAGCAAUUCGGAGAAUAUUUUCGUCAGUGGCUUAAGCUCGGUUAACAGCCAGAUGUUCCACAUAGUUGUCAACGGGUGCCAAAACGUGAAACUACAAGGCGUCAUGGUUUCUGCCUUGGGGACCAGUCCCAACACCGACGGCAUACACAUUUCGCAGUCGAAGGAUGUCACAGUCCUGAACUCGAAGAUAGGUACUGGGGACGACUGUGUCUCAAUUGGCCCAGGUGCAUCCAAUCUCUGGAUCGAAAAUGUUGCUUGUGGACCUGGCCAUGGAAUAAGCAUUGGGAGCCUUGGGAAGGACUCGCAGGAGGAAGGAGUGCAGAAUGUGACGGUCAAAACAGCAACAUUUACAGGCACGCAGAACGGGGUGAGGAUUAAGUCGUGGGCGAGACCUAGUACUGCCUUUGUGCGCAACAUCCAAUUCCAGCACGCAACCAUGAAUAAUGUCCAGAACCCCAUCAUCAUCGACCAAAACUACUGCCCAGACGAUGAUGAUUGCCCUCAUGAGGCAUCUGGUGUCAGGAUCAGUGAUGUGACUUACCAAGACAUCCAUGGGACUUCUGCGACGGAGGUUGCAGUGAAAUUUGACUGCAGUACGGAGUACCCCUGCACAGGUAUAACGAUGGAGGACGUAAAGCUCACUUAUCGGAGUCAGGUGGCGGAAGCCUCAUGUGAGAAUGCUGGAGGAACAGCUUCUGGCUCAGUACAACCCACCAGCUGCUUGUAAGCUUCGAAAUCAUUCGAAGCACCAUAUUUAUGAAAACCAUAAUAGAAAUCCUAUAUUCGAUGGUUCUACUAGAUAUAACAAGGUAGGAUCAUUUAGACAUAGAACAGAUUAGAUAUAGAGCACUGAUCAGGUGACUGAUUGGCGUACUUGAGCCUGUGGUGUGUCUGGCAUUUAUUUAGCUAGUUGAUUCGGCACCUGGCCUUGCAUAUAUCGCCUAAUCAGCUUAGUUCUUACGCGACAUGUCUUGGAAUAUACAAGCCUGGUUUAUUGAUAUCAUAUCUUUAAGUGCUAAU